UAACGUAGUUUUGGCUCUUUUUUUUGUUGUUAUCGUACCAGACAUCCCCAAUUCACCCACCUUUCUCUUGCAGUGUGUCUUGUGUGGGUUGGUUUGCACGUAACUACGUAUAUGUAACCAUAUCGUCGCAAUCUCUGGGUCAAAGGGCCCGAUUUCGAUUUGGGUACUGCGCCGGAAACCUCUGUUUUUGAUUUAUACGAAGGUCAUGAUGGGGAAGAAAAUUAUAGCGAUUUGUCAAUCAGGGGGAGAAUUUGAGACAGAUAGAGAUGGUUCCUUGUCAUAUAGGGCUGGAGAUGCUCAUGCCAUAGACAUUGAUGACCAAAUGAAGUUUAGCGAGUUUAAGAUAGAAGUGGCAGAAAUGUUUAAUUGUAGCAUUGAUGCCAUGUCUAUCAAAUACUUCCUUCCAGGCAACAAAAAGACUCUCAUAACAAUUUCCAAUGACAAGGAUCUAAAACGCAUGAUAAAAUUUCAUGGGGACUCUGUCACUGCAGAUGUUUAUGUCAUUAUGGAAGAUUUUGUUGCCCCUGAUGUGUCAAACUUGCCUGCUAGUAGGUCAAGCAGAACAACCUUGUCAGAAACUGUUCUUGCUGUUGAUGCCCCUCUUGCUGUUGUUGAUGAUAUUGUAGACGAUACCACCCAGCCCGAAAUCCCACUCGAUGCCCCUCUUGAUGUUGUAGAUGAUACCAACCAUGUUGACACUCAUAUUGAUAUGCCCGCUGAAAUUUCUCCCAUUUUCUCUAUUGUGGGUUCCAAUGAGGAGAAACAUGCUAAAGGUGCGCAGCAGUGGCAGAAUACUAUUACUGGUGUCGGGCAAAGGUUCAGCAGUGUUCAUGAAUUUCGUGAAUCACUGCGUAAAUAUGCCAUUGCGCAUCAGUUUGCAUUCAGGUACAAGAAGAAUGAUAGCCAUCGUGUGACUGUCAAAUGCAAAGCAGAAGGCUGCCCUUGGAGAAUACAUGCAUCAAGGUUGUCAACCACUCAGUUAAUAUGCAUUAAAAAGAUGAAUGCAGUGCAUACAUGUGAAGGUGCUGUUGCGACAACGGGGCAUCAAGCAACUAGGAGUUGGGUGGCUAGUAUUAUCAAGGAGAAGUUGAAAGUUUUCCCAAAUUAUAAGCCCAAAGACAUUGUCAAUGACAUCAAACAGGAAUAUGGAAUACAAUUGAACUAUUUUCAGGCAUGGCGGGGGAAAGAAAUAGCAAAGGAGCAGCUUCAGGGUUCAUACAAAGAAGCAUAUAACCAGUUACCAUUUUUCUGUGAUAAGAUAAUGGAAACUAAUCCAGGAAGUCUUGCUAAUUUCACCACUAAGGAAGACUCAAGUUUCCAUCGUCUCUUUGUCUCAUUCCAUGCCUCACUAUAUGGUUUUCAACAAGGUUGCCGGCCUCUCCUCUUCCUUGAUAGCAUACCAUUAAAGUCAAAAUAUCAAGGAAUGUUGUUAGCUGCUACAGCUGCAGAUGGGGAUGAUGGUGUUUUUCCUGUUGCUUUCGCUGUAGUUGAUGCAGAAUCUGAUGAUAACUGGCACUGGUUCUUGCUACAACUGAGAUCUGCCCUCUCAGCAUCUCGUCCGAUAACAUUUGUCGCCGACAGACAGAAGGGUUUGAGGGAGUCCAUUGCUAGUAUAUUUACAGGUUCAUACCAUGGCUACUGCCUACGGUACUUGACGGAGCAACUUAUUAGAGACUUGAAAGGGCAGUUUUCUCACGAGGUGAAGCGACUCAUGGUUGAGGAUUUUUAUGCUGCUGCUUAUGCGCCUACUCUCGAAAGCUUCCAAAGAUGUAUUGAAAGCAUUAAAAGUAUCUCUCUAGAGGCUUACAAUUGGAUUAUACAAAGUGAGCCCCAGAACUGGGCAAAUUCAUAUUUUCAGGGUGCCAGAUAUAAUCAUAUGACAUCAAAUUUUGGGGAGCUGUUCUACAGUUGGGCAUCAGAUGCGCAUGAACUACCAAUAACACAGAUGGUUGAUGUGAUAAGGAACAAAAUUAUGGAGUUGAUCUACACACGACGAGCAGAUUCCAACCAGUGGUUGACAAGAUUAACUCCAUCCGUAGAAGAAAAACUGAAAAAAGAAAGCCAUAAAGUCCAUUCUCUUCAAGUGCUUCUGCGAGCUGGUAGUACAUUUGAGGUUCGUGGUGACUCCAUUGAAGUGGUUGAUAUUGAUAAUUGGCAUUGUAGUUGCAAGGGGUGGCAGCUAACUGGUUUACCUUGCUGCCAUGCUAUAGCAGUUACUGGUUGCAUGGGCCGUAGCCCCUUUGAUUAUUGUUCCAGAUACUUCACGAUUGAGAGCUACCGAUUAACUUAUUCAGAAUCUGUACAUUCUAUUCCAAAUGUGGACAUGCCUGUACACAGAGAUUCUUCUCAACUCACAGUAACUGUAACCCCUCCUCCCACUCGUCGUCCACCAGGCCGGCCCACUACAAAGCGGCAUGGACCACAAGAGGUAGUGAAACGUCAACUCCAGUGCAGCAAGUGCAAGGGCCUUGGGCACAACAAGUCUACUUGCAGAGAGUUCAUUUAGAGUGUUAGAUAUUGAUUGCACUGAAAUUCCAUGGGCAUCAGAUUCUUGUACUUCUGACGAAUCUAGUGGAGGGACUGAAAGAUAAACCUGUACUUUUUCUUUAAAUAACCAAGCCACGGACCUGAUUUCUGUAACGGUAGUUUCUCUUGUUUAUUCAUCUGUUUUGCUAACUUUAAUCUUUGUUAGUUUAAAUGACAUUUAGUAACCAUGAAAUAAUAAUAUGAAAAGAAUGUCUUAGGGUUGUUUGAAAGGUUCGUUGAAGUCGGAGUCACCUUGCUGAUGUAAACAUCCAAGUAUUUUGGUUAUAUGGAAAAUAAGUUUUAAAGGCAACA
Juglans microcarpa x Juglans regia is the source of this 2838-nucleotide messenger RNA. RefSeq lists its product as uncharacterized. The transcript has 4 exons. The coding region runs from base 206 to 2506 and encodes 766 amino acids. NCBI's taxonomy places the organism in Eukaryota, Viridiplantae, Streptophyta, Magnoliopsida, Fagales, Juglandaceae. Gene Ontology annotation, molecular function: zinc ion binding; protein binding. The record is from RefSeq and is a predicted model, not a curated record.